CACUACCAAGUCAUUGAAAAAAUGUUUAGGUUCCUUUUUGGACCUCGAUCUUCUUCUUCAAAGAAGACCAAACGAAGGAGUGAGAGACUUUCGUCUCUUGAAGACUCCUACCCUCGCAGGCAAAGGGGUGAGAGCCCAAUGCCUUGUGCAAAAAACAAGCCCUCUAACACCGGGCAGCAAGAACGAAAGGAUGUGAGAGCUCUGUUCUUCGUUGGCAACAACCCUUCUGCCAUCACGAAGGAUCACAGGCAAAGGGGUGAGAGCCCUUUGUCUUAUGCAGAAAACAAGCCCUCUACCACCAGGCAGCAAAAACGAAGGGAGGAGAGCCCUUCAUCUUCUGAAGAUGACGAGCUUUCUACCACAAGGAGGCAGCAAGAAAACAGGGGUGAGAGCGCUUCAUCCUCAUCUUCUGAAGACAAUGAGCCUUCUACAACCUUUGGGCAGGAUGGAGAAAAGGUUGAGAACCAUUUGCCCUGCGUUGAAAUCCACCGUCCUCCCAUCUGGAGAGAGCCUGUACGAAGAGGUGAGAGACCAUCUCAUGGAGACUUUAACCAAUCUACCAACUUAAAGCAGGACGGACAAAGUGGUGGGAGCCCUUCAUCUUCUGAUGACGAAGAGCCUUCUACCACAAGCAGGCAGGAAGAACAAAGGGGUUUGAGGCAUUUGUCUUUUGCAGACAUACGCCUUUCUACCACCUUGAGGCUUGACGGAGGAAUAUACGAGCUCCUUUUUCCCUGCGUUACCAGCGACCUUCCAACCAAGUUGCUGCAGGACGGACGAAGGGGUAUCAGCCCUUCCUCUUCAUCAUCUGGAGAUGACGAGCCUUAUACCUCAAGGAGGCAGCAAGAAAAAAGGGGAGAGAGAGGCGGCGAAAAAGACGGAUUGAGAGCCCUUCGUCAUCCUCUUCUGAAGACGAAGAGCCUGCUACCAUUAGCUGGCAGCAAGAACAAAGGGGUUUGA
This is a messenger RNA of Etheostoma cragini (Arkansas darter), 960 nucleotides long. RefSeq lists its product as uncharacterized. The record is from RefSeq and is a predicted model, not a curated record. The transcript is spliced from 3 exons. The coding region runs from base 22 to 960 and encodes 312 amino acids. Lineage: Eukaryota; Metazoa; Chordata; Actinopteri; Perciformes; Percidae.